GUAUUAGGUGUAUACGCUGACUAGAUUUUUGGCGUCCAAUAACUUACAAAGAAGAGUAUAUACUUUUUCCAUAUUUAUUUUUGUUUCCAUAUUUAUUGUUUAUACUUAUUACUACGGCAUGAACUAAUCCCAAGAAUCGCUUCUUUGAUAUAGUAUCAAGAAUUUCGCUCCCGCUAAAAUAUCUACCUAUAUUGGACCUUGCUAGGUAGGGUCUUUAUUUAACACACCUAUGAAACGGUCUCACAAACAACUUAAUGUCAGUAUAAAACUUCUUAUUGCUAAUUACGGGAUCGGCUGAAAUAAGAUAUAAAGUAAAAAAAAAAAACAAGUGGAGUAAUUUAAUUGAUUUUUCAUAUAAUGCAACUGUCAUUACUUUAGUUACGUAACACGUCCUGUCAUAUAUAUUCAAGCAGGAUAUCUGUAUCUGAUUUCGGUUUACGUCGCAUCAGCCAAUGUAUGACCCGAUACGCGGAAUUUCUAGGGGGAGGGGGAGAGGGACAGUGGUCAUCACUAUUGGGCCCGAUCUACUCACAUAAAUACACGCGUAUGUCAUACAAAAGUUUGUUCGAACAUUGUAUUGAUAACCAAAAUAGAAGUUUUGUGACGUAUGCAGGUUCCCCCGUUAUUAUUCAUGGAACAACUGCAAUAUAUUUGUGCAUCAUUCGCAGAUAAUAGCAACACGUCAUUAUUAUAUUUUUAUUAAUAACCAACUAUAUAUAUAUAUAUAUAUAUAUAUACGUAUGUAAUCGUUACUAAUAAAAAAAACUUCUUUGAGCGAUUGUUCCCUAAGGCACCAAAGCGGGACACCAUCCAUCAUCCGAAGUGCCUCACGUCUACCACUUCAAUAAAUAGCCUGUUUUGUCAAAUGACUUCAGCCCAUUUAUCGUCCGAUAUAAAAAAAUAAGUAUUACUUUAGGAGCCGUCUCGCCCAGCAUUGGCGGCGAGCAUCCGCCGGAAGCUUCUGGAACUUCCAAAUAGAUCAGGAGUGGCACCCUCCUUCCAAUCCAUCGCUGUUAGCCAUAGCAGUAUUCAACCGGCCAACUCGUCCUCGCUGCAGCUGCGUUGAUCGUCGCAUUGCGGGAAAUUCGGAGAUGCAUCUGAAGCCCAGUCCUCUUUGUUACUACUGCCGCCACUUCCACUUCUGAACACUGAAUAACAGGUGGAUCUGUUCAGGUGAAGUUCUGUAUUCUCAUCUGUUUCAUCGUGUAGUUGAUUCUGAUCGCAAGAAUGAUGCAGUUAUUACCGCGUGGUGUUACGGCUGCUUCUCGUCUGCUGAUUCAGGCUCCUCGUACCUUGACAGCAGCAUCAGCGCCGGUUAUAAAGGCUCGAGUGUUGAUCUCCUUUGUCUUAUUGGCCUUCGCUAAUGGAGUAACCGAGGGAAAACAGUGCGCAUGUUUGCCAUACUGGGAAUGCAUCGUGACUGGAGGUGCUGCCAUAGGCUAUUGUGACCAGGUUACGUCAAACGUCUGCUGUUCGUUUGGAAACGACGACAAUAACAGCGUUACCGACCAGAUUUUUAAACCUGAAAAAGCUCUCAAUGAACCUCAAAAUGAUCUCGAGCAAGAAAGACCAGCAACAGAAGCACCGCAAUUGACGGCGAACCCCCAUCAUCCGCCAAUCUUAUCUACGUCUGCAUCGCCCCCACCGCCCGUUCGACUUUUUGGUGAUCAAAUAACCCGACCGGUUAUUAGUUCCGCUCUGGCCCGUUCUGUACCGGUAAAACGCCUCGUUACGCAGGUCUCACAAGUUGGUGACUUUGACGAAGACCGCUCGAAACUGGAUGCUUUUCCAGCAGGAGUGACUAUUAGACCUGGGACGAAUCGUGUUCCCACUAGACUGGUUUCAUCGACAAUGAGCCCACCUAAUAUUUUAUUAAACAAUCAUAUCAUUGUCAGAAGGAGGCAGUUCAGCGAUGGUCUUAAAGGUUCAGAUCCAACGAUUGGUCCGUUGUACGAAGUGGUGACUACGAGUGGAGGCCAGCAUGUACUCUUGCGUUUAUCCAGGCCGCCAAUAAGGAGAUUACAACCGGUCGGAGAGACAGUCGAGUUGCCACAAGGAAGACACAUUCUUAAAAUAGUUCAGACGCCAGGAGAAAUUACACAGUUGAGCCUGCAAUCGAUACCCACUCAAGAACCUGACACUCAGCAGGCAGCGACCUCUCGCGAAGAAGGUAACAGCACAGUACCACAGAUAAAAUCCAGAAAAACGUUCAGCUUUAGGCCACAUCGAGCUCCGUCAUCUCAACAACUCAGCGCACACGAGAGAAACACCGAUCACGAAGAAACAGCUACCCCGGAACUCCCGCCUGCUGUCCGCCAAGGAUCUCCCGGACGAGAGGUCACGCUCCCGUUUAAGCCAUCGCAAACCAUGCUAGGCUCACGAGUAUCACGAGCGAGGGUAUUCGCAUUUUCAGAAUCAAGUCAACCAGUGCCGUCAUCAGGUGAUGGACUUGAGUUUGUCGAAAAACCACGGUUCUCAUUCAGAGAUACGAAGCAGCGAGGAAACUAAAAUGGUCCAUCAUAUACUU
This is a messenger RNA of Varroa destructor (honeybee mite), 2527 nucleotides long. RefSeq lists its product as uncharacterized. The record is from RefSeq and is a predicted model, not a curated record. NCBI's taxonomy places the organism in Eukaryota, Metazoa, Arthropoda, Arachnida, Mesostigmata, Varroidae.